Molecule: messenger RNA, 4886 nt
Organism: Aphidius gifuensis
Lineage: Eukaryota; Metazoa; Arthropoda; Insecta; Hymenoptera; Braconidae
Exons: 8
Coding region: 972-2561 (529 amino acids)
Molecular function (GO): protein binding
Source: RefSeq, a predicted model, not a curated record
UAUUACGUGUUGACGUGCUCCUGUUUUACAGUGAAUUUAUUAUUGUUUAAUUGCAACAAUUAAUUGUUAAUUUAUAAUAAAUCAGUUCAUAAACUCGCUGGCUACCGUUUGAGUGCAAAAUUAUUGCUGAAUGUCACGUAUUUUAGCAAAAAAUUGAUAUUGUUUAAAGCGUCCAAAAGUCGCCGGGUCAUGAAGGGACAUCAUGAAAUUUUACGAUACAAAAUGGCCGCAGAUGUAAAAAAAAAGGAUGACCGGGAAUUAUUUGGAAAAAUAACAUGACAAGAAUAAAAGUCUGGGCUUUUUAUUGAACAAGGAGCCAAAUUUACAGUGCCAAAUGGCCAAAGAUACAAAAAGAUGGCUAGAGUUUAUUCGCAAAAUAUGCCUGACAAAGUGAAAAAAAGUCUUGGCAUUUCAUUGAACAACAAAUUAUGUGGCUAAUGAAUGUUUAAAGCUAAUCAAGACUGAAUAUCAAGUGGUUGUUGGCUACAUAAAAAUGUGCUGAUAAUUCAUUAAACUUGUGCAAUUUAGAACCAAGAUAAAAGUGUGUUAAAUAUCAUAGAAUGAUAUUGUACCAAGUGAACUUUCAUAAAUAACUGACAAAUAGAGUUAAUAUGGGAUGUUAUUGAUGAUGAUGCUGGUGGUGGUUGUAGAAGUGGAAUUUGGCCUAUUGACUAAUUGCAAUCAUAAGAAAAUAAUCAUUCAUAUAGACGUAAAAGUAUAUAUCUGAAUCAUGUCUCAUAAAUCAUCUAAAUAGUCAUUGGUGCAUUUGAAUGCUGUCUCCUAGAUCUUCUACAUGGUCGUUGGUGUAUCUGAAUAAUUUCUUCAAGAAGACUAGACACCAGGAAAGACAACUGUGUAUGUACCUUGUCUAGUCUUCUUGCUUGUCUACCUUCUAGAACUUCUAAAUAAGAGGAAAAAAAAGGACAACGACAAUAGCAAAUUAUUGAUUGUGUUAAAAUUGGAAUGCGGUGAUGGCUUUGUUGUACAGAUUCGCACAACUGCCAGAUCGUGGUGGUACGCGAGUCUUUUCAUUUGUCGUAACAAGAAGUGUUGUACGUGAUCCAGAAAGAGAUGUUACAAGUAAAGAACUUGUUUGUGGUUUUCAAAGAUGGGCAGUUGCAUUUUCACGUGGUGACAAAGUUCUAGGUGUAUAUUUGGUAUGGCGUGGUGCAGCACCUGGUUUACGUGUAUAUGUUGAUUUUACAUUUACACUAUUAAAUCGUGAACAUUUUUCUGUAAAUGAAGGUUUUUCUGGUAAACGUGUUAAAUUUACAUAUGAUGCACCAGCUCAAGGUAAUCGUAAUUAUAUACCAGUAUCUGAUUUAUAUAGUCGUAAUUUUGCUGAUCCAAAUGGUGAAUUUCAAUUGGAAUUAUCAAUGGCAAAUGUUAGAACAGUAUUUACAUCUGAAGUUAGAAUGACAACUGGUGUAUUUACUGGUGGUCAACAAAAACCAUCAAAACUUGAAACUGGAUAUUUUACAUUUGGUGGUUUUGAUUGGAAUUUAGCAAUAUAUCCACAAGGUAAUAAAGAAGGUGAAACACGUCAAGAUGGUAAAUUAAGUGUAUAUUUAAUACGUUUAACUGGUUUUGAUCAUCGUUGUCGAGUACGUUAUAGUGUUACAUUGGGUGAUGGUGAUAGACGUCUUGAUUCUGGACAAAUUGAAGAUUUAUCUGAUGCUGAAGGACGUGGUUUUGGUUGGCAUCCACGUGUACGUUGGUCUGAUAUAUCACAUAAAGGUAUAUUACGUGUUACACUUGAAAUGGUUGAAGCUAGAAUAAUAUCUGAAGUUGCUGUACAAGCAAUUGGUCCAUCAAUAUUACCAGCAGCACCAUGUUAUGAUCGUGAUAAACAAGCAUGGACAAUACGUGCUGAUUUACAUUCAGAUACUGUUAGAUUACAUCUUGUUUAUAAAGAUAUACAUAAUGUACCACGUAAUCAUUUACGUUAUAUUAGUUGGUCAGCAUAUUUAAUGAAAAAUGAUGAACCAGAUUCUGAUUCAAUAUUAUUACCAGGUGCACCAUUUAGUCGUUAUUAUGCACAAGAACAAGCUGAUGAAGGUAUUAUUAUGGAAACAAGUCUUGGUGUUAAUGAAGUUAAUAAUGAACAAUGUCAAUUAUUAACAGAUAAAGGACAAUUAAGAAUACGUAUUGAAUGGAAUGAAUGUCAUUUAUUAUUUCAAGCAACAUAUCAUAAAUAUGAUGAUGUUUGUCGUAUACAUAAUCAACAAAUGAGACGUGAAAUUGCUGCAUUACAAGCUGAAAAUUAUAGUUUAGAAAGACAACUAUUUAGUUAUCAAAAAAGUUUAGCAUUUGCACAAGCACAACAAGAACAACAAGAACAACAGGGUAAUAAAUUAUUAUUAUUAUCAUCAUCAUCACAAUUACAACAAUCACCACAAUCAUCACAUACAACUUCAACUACUGGUAUUGGUGUUGGUGCUUGUGGUGGUACUGGUAUACAUGCUGGUAGUAGUGGAAUUAGUGGUGGUGGUGGUGGUAGUAAUGCUAGUGCAAGUGGUACACUAGAAAGAUCAGCAUCAACUGAUACAGAGUAUGCCUGACAAGUAAAUUUAAAUUUAAAUAAUAAUAAAUUAACACCAAUUAUUAAUAAUGAUGAACAACGUUUACAUCAAAAUCUUGUACAACUUAUGGAACGUAGAUUAAGUAAUGUACAAUUACAACAAAAAAUUGAUUCAAUGUCAAUGAGAAGUUCAAGAGGUUCACAAGACAGUGGCUAUUAUCAAUAUUAUUAUAAUAAUAAUAAUUCAACAAGACCAUCAAUUGAUUUAAAAAAUAAAACAUUUAAAAAAAAUUUUAAUACUGAUACAUUGAAUAAUAAUAAUAAUAAUAAUUAUGAAGAAAGUUCACGUAAUAAUUCAAAAAAUUUUACAAAUUUUUCUGAUGGAUUUAUUAAUACUAAUAAUAAUUAUAAUAAUAAUAAUAAUGAUUAUCAUCAUAAACGUACUAGAAAUAGUUUUUGGAAUACACUUGCUAAUCUUGUAUGUUCACUUGGUGCUCUUGCAUCAAGAGCUGCUAAAAUGGCAACACGAAAAAGUGAUUUUAUCUAAAUAAUUUAGGUUUUUUUCAUUUACACUAUUUUUUAAAUAUUUAUUUAUUUAUUUUCACCUAAUAUCUACUUGUCAAUUUAAUUUACACCAUAUUAAAUGAAAUUUUAAUCUUGCCAAUAGUUUUUUUUUUUUUUCAAGCAAUUUUUCAUGUCCUGAAUUUUCUUUUUUUUUAUUUAUCGAUUUAAAAAUAUAUGUGAAUGUGAUGACGAAUUCAUCAAGUCACAUAAAUAUAUAUAUGUGCUUUUUUUUUUUUUAAUUUUUUAAAUAUCAACCGGAUCGAUCUUGCAUGUCAUGUUAUAAUUUUAACAUUGGUGAAUCAGCAAUUUGAAACGAGCCAAAGAUUGGAUCAAUUAUUUCCCAGAAUAAAACUAACACUAUAUUCAAGUAACAUAUAUAUAUUUUUUAAUCAUUUAUAAUUUUAUCAUAAUGAAUUUUUUUUUUGUUUUUUUAUUAAUCAUUUAAUACACGCAAUUGUAUAUUUCGCCUUGAUGAAAAUUGACAACUGAGACAAUUUUUAAAAUAUAAUAUCUCAAUUUUAUAAAUAUAAAAAAAAAAACAAUAUAAUUUUUUUUAUAUUUAAUUUAAUAUAAAAUAUAUUCUUCAGCAUAAUUAAAAUAAUAUAUACUGUAUACUAUGUACAUAUCUAACAAUUUUAAAAGAGAAAAUAAUAAUAAAACAAAUUGACUGGCAUGACAUUGUAGUGGUGGUGAUGUCUUGAGCACAAAACAAACACAAACCACACAACUGAUUAAUAAUUAAGAUUAUUAAAAUUAUUUUACUCGCUCUAUUUAAAUUAAAUACAUUAAUAAUUAUUUAAACAUAAGACAUCACCAGUUAUAAUCAUAAAUGUUUCAGUGUAAAAAGAAAAAUAAUAAUUACAAAAAAAAAUAUUGUGUGAAUUUAAAUUUUUUUAAAAAUCAGCACACAAAUUUCCAUGCUUGUACAAUCGUUAAUAUUAAUUCCUCGUGUCGAUAUUUUUAAAGCUUAUUACACACAUUUAUUAUUAUUAUUACUAUUAUUAUUAGUAUUAUUAUUAAAAUAUAGAAUAAAAAUUUAAAAAAAAAUAUAUUAGAAUAAUUCUACAAGUUGAUAUGUAUAUUGUAAAUUAUAAUUUUGCAGUAUGACAAUCUUUUUUAUUUUUUGUUUAAUUUAUGGCUUUAAAUUUUGAAUGAAAUGAAUUAUUAAUAAUUGAAACAAGGUCAAGUGAGAUGAUGGAUAUUGUUAAUUUAAAAGAGGGUGUUUUGUUAAAGCCUUGACUUGUAAAAUUUAAUUUCAACAUACAUAUGAACAAGUUAAUAUUUAUUAAAUGAAUUUAUAUUUAUUUAAAGAUAUUUACAUUGAAUUAAUUAUUUAAUGAUCUUGAAAUGAAUGAAAAUAAUAAUGUCUUUUUUUGGUUUAUUAAAAAUUUAAAGGUUUUUAUUAUUAUUAUUAUUUAUGGAGGAGGGUUUUUUUUUUUUUUUUUCGAUUUUUUUUUUAUUUGUUUUAUCUCUUUUCUCGUUGAGCACGAAAAGUGAUUAAAUAUUUAAGGAAUUUUCUUGAAAGUUUUGAGCCUCCAAUUUGUAGAGAUUUAAAAAUUUAGAUAAAAUAUAUAUUUUUAAAAUUAAGGGUUGGGGGAUGAUGAUAAGAAAGAUUAGUUUUUGAAUGGAAAUAUUAAGUCAACUAUUUUCAUCGUAUCAUCUAGCUCCAACACACUUUUAUGAUUUUAUUAUUAUUUAUUAUCGUAAUGGAUUUAACCAUUAUUCAAUUUUAUUGAAAAAAAUAAAAAAAAAUACACAUACAUACAGACAGACACAUAAUUGUGAGUGAAUAUAAUGAAAA